AAUAUAUAAAAUAUAUCUCCAAUGAUAGUAAAAAUAAUAAGUUAAAAUUAAUUUUUGAGCAAAUAAAGAACGAGUAUAAUGAGGCUAUCCUGUGCAUAGACGAUAUAGAUGUUAUCCUUUCAUCCAAAGAUGAUUCAACAGAUCUGUAUCUCUUCACGUAUCUGCUGAGCCUCUUUGACAACUCUAACGUUAUUGUACUUUUACUAAGUGUGAGCAAACCGUAUGACAGUGUACUGUAUACAAAAAUUAAAAAAUUUAUCUCCAUACCUAUCCCUACGUAUGAAGAUCGAGUGGAAAUUCUCGAAUUCAUGGCGGAAGAGUUUUCCCUCACAUUUGAUGCGAAAUAUGCUGCAGCUUUAACAUAUGGCUUUCAUCGGGGCCACCUCUACGAUAUUGCAAACGAGUCGAUGAAUUUGUGCAUAUAUGACCAAGUGCAUGGGGGAGGUUUGGCCGGGAUAAGGAGCGAGAUGGACGUAGCCUCCACAGAGAGGGACUCCAUUGAGAAGCCCAAAUUGGAGGUACUACCUCCGGGGGGUGAGGCCAUCCAACAUGCAGCUUCAACCCAACUUGCAGCUUCAACCCAGAAUGUGGCCCUCCAUCCGAAGGGAGAAAAUAUUUGCGAGGUAAACAACGCGGAAGUACGCCCAAACGGAGGUGAAUAUCAAGAAUAUGACGCGAAAAGAAAUGCCACCACAACGUUUUACUCCAAUACAGUUCCAUCGAAGGAGAGAAAUGAAACAAACAUGAAGAGGAAGGAGCGGAGCGGAGAAGCUACCACGUACAAAGUGAAAAGACCAAAAAUGAGCUGCCGAAAAAUAAAUCACGAGAUUAUUCACCAAAGUGUAAGAAAUAUAAAAAAAAAAAUGAUUACACAGAAUAUAUGUGAAGUGCCAAAUAUCAACUUAGAUAAUAUUGGCUCCUUGAAAAAGAUCAAAAAAGUGUUAGAGACAAAAUUCAUCCUGCCAGUGAAAUAUGCAAACAUUUACAAACAUCUAGGGAUAAACAAAAGCAUGGGAAUAUUACUUUAUGGGCCACCAGGAUGUGGAAAAACGAUGCUUGCCAAAGCUAUAAGUAACGAAAUGAAGGCGAAUUUUAUAGCUAUAAAGGGACCCGAAAUUUUGAAUAAAUAUGUAGGGGAGAGUGAAAAAAAAGUGAGAGAAAUAUUUUCCUACGCAUCUAUUUACAAGCCUUGCCUCAUCUUUUUCGACGAAAUUGACAGUAUUUGUAUUAACAGGGCAAACAACAAAGCUGCAGCAGCAUCAGAUCGAAUUGUAAACCAACUGCUCACCGAAAUGGAUGGCCUCUCCCAAAGGGAAAGUGUCUACAUCAUUGCCACGACGAAUAGACCAGAUAUUAUCGACAAGGCAUUGCUAAGAAGUGGUAGAUUUGAUCAACUUAUUUACAUUUCUUUACCAAAAUAUCAAGGACGAAUUGAUAUUUUGAGAAAGCUAUCCAAAAAUAUGCCCCUGCAUGCUGAUGUAGAUUUUGCCAAAAUUUCUCGUUUGACCAAGGGUUAUAGCGGAGCUGACUUGUAUGGAGUUUUGCGAGAAAGUGCUUUCAUCGCUCUCCAGGAGUGUCGAGAUAAAAUUGAUUUGCUAAACUCGGGUUUGUCAAGCGGUGGUGAUGCAACACAGCACUCCCGCGAAGCAUAUGCCUUUUGCAGGGAUACAUCCAAUGAGCCCCUCUUUGUGAAACGCGAAAAUGGUGACACUGUUACAGAUACUGGAAGUAGCAAUCGCAUGACAGGCUCCUUCGAUGGAGGCACAAAAAUGCCCAGUCAGUGUAGCGUGGCAACUAUUGAUCAAAGCCAAGUGGGGGAAUGCACCCAAAAGGGGGCCAACUACACUGAUGCUCAUUUGGGUUUCCCACUGCGCAAUCUUACUGAUGCAUCCGCAAAAGAUUAUACUAGCGCGGAAGCAUGCGCACCGGAACGAAGCAAAAAUUUGUCGUGCCACCCUGACACUGUCGAGGAGGUGAUCAAAAUGACUGACUUAACAAACGAAAGGGGAACCUCCCAAAUGGAAACGGAGAAGACGGCCAGUUUGCUUUUCUUUAAUCCCGAUGGUGGACCCAAUUUAGCAGAUGAGCCAAACGAACAAUCGAAAAGGAAACAAAAAUGUCUGCUAUCCCAGCAAGUUGAAUUAAGACGAAUGGAAAAAAUGAUUUCCCCACGCGGUGAUGAUAACCUUUCCAUGGAAAAUAAUCAGAUGUACAAAAUUAACAAUUUAAAAAAUCAAGCCAUAAGUGAGAAGGACAAGAAUAACUUAAUUUAUGAAUUCAUUCAAAGGAAUAAAAACAUACUGACAAUUAGCCAAAGGCACAUCGUGCUGGCGGUCAAGAUGGUCCCACGCAGCGUUACCAGUAAGCAGAUGAAAUAUUACAAAGAAAUAAGUAAGAAGUUUAAGU
This is a messenger RNA of Plasmodium cynomolgi strain B, 2406 nucleotides long. RefSeq names its product AAA family ATPase. The annotation marks the transcript as partial. Gene Ontology annotation, biological process: ribosome biogenesis. The transcript has a single exon. Lineage: Eukaryota; Apicomplexa; Aconoidasida; Haemosporida; Plasmodiidae. Gene Ontology annotation, cellular component: nucleus. The record is from RefSeq and is a predicted model, not a curated record. Gene Ontology annotation, molecular function: preribosome binding; RNA binding; ATP binding.